This is a messenger RNA of Procambarus clarkii (red swamp crayfish), 2547 nucleotides long. RefSeq names its product heat shock protein 75 kDa, mitochondrial. Gene Ontology annotation, biological process: protein folding. NCBI's taxonomy places the organism in Eukaryota, Metazoa, Arthropoda, Malacostraca, Decapoda, Cambaridae. The record is from RefSeq and is a predicted model, not a curated record. Gene Ontology annotation, molecular function: ATP binding; protein kinase binding; ATP-dependent protein folding chaperone. Gene Ontology annotation, cellular component: mitochondrial inner membrane.
CGAUCCACGACAACAACUCCAACCGACCAAGUGUUGUGGUCGUAUAACACACUAUUACCACGACCAAGUGUUGUGUAUAUAUCCCAGAAGGAAUAAUCCCGGCUUGCCUGACUGUCAAAAGCGACGCGUCUACCACAAUACAACUUGUACAGUUACUGAGGGAAGGCAUCCUUCACGGACCUGACACGGGAGACAAGACAUUGUGUGCAGACGAAGCCGGUCUGCUGGUGGCUGCCUCACACACAUGGCUCUCCGGGCUCCUUCCUCACUGAAGAGGCUGCUGGUGCUGCUCUCGCCUCAUGCCAGGUCUCUCCACACACACACGCACAUCUCAUCAUCUUCAAGAAGAUAUUUUGCCGGUUAUUAUGGAUACAAUUUUAUUGCAAGGCACAGUAUCCAUUCACAUCCCCAGCUACUCCAGGAAGCUGUCCAGACAAGUGAACCUAAAGCAUACGAUUUUCAGGCUGAGACUCGCAUGCUUUUGGAUAUUGUAGCAAAGUCCCUCUACUCUGAGAAAGAAGUGUUUGUUAGAGAGCUGAUCUCAAAUGCUUCAGAUGCUAUUGAAAAGGCUCGCUACUUUGCUCUGCAAGGCAGAGAAUUGGAUUCUUCUGAGGCUGAUAUGAAAAUUCACAUCACCACAGACAAGUAUGAUAAGACGCUAACCAUUCAAGAUUCGGGUAUUGGCAUGACCAAAGAAGAGCUCAUAGAUAAUUUGGGUACCAUUGCCCGCUCAGGAUCCAAGGCUUUCAUUCAGCAACUUCAGGAAAGUGGCAGCUCAGAUCCACAAAGUAUUAUUGGCCAGUUUGGGGUUGGCUUUUAUGCUGCAUUUAUGGUGGCAGAGCGAGUUGAUGUGUACACAAAGUCCCGGUUACCUGGUGGCAUUGGCUAUUGCUGGUCCUCAGAUGGGUGUGGAAAGUAUACAAUAGAGGAGUGUGAGGGUGUCGAGCCAGGAACCAAGAUAGUUUGUCAUCUUAAAAUAGAUAAUCGAGAAUUUGCAGAUGAACAGACUAUUAAAGAUGUCAUAAAAAAGUACAGCAGUUUUGUAGGUUCUCCUAUUGAAGUAAAUGGUGAGCAAGCAAACAACAUCAAACCCAUUUGGCUCAUGGAUCCCAAGGAGGUGUCUCCUGAUCAGCACGAUGAAUUCUACCGUUAUGUGGGCUCGGCGUAUGACAAGCCACGCUUUGUGCUUCACUAUCGUACUGAUGCUCCAAUAGACCUUCGAUGUCUCCUGUACAUUCCCGAGGGCAAACCAGGUUUGUUUGACCUGAAUCGUGAUGCCGAAAGCAGUGUCUCCCUCUAUUGCCGUCGUGUCCUCAUCAUGAACAAGGCCGAAAAUGUUCUUCCAAAAUGGCUUAGAUUCUUGAAAGGUGUUGUUGACAGUGAGGACAUUCCCUUAAAUCUGAGCAGAGAAUUACUUCAGGAUUCUGCAUCGAUUCGCAAACUCCGUACUGUCAUUCAAAAUCGUGUUACUCGUUUCCUCUUUGACAAAUCACGUAAAGAUGUUGAAAGUUAUACCAAGUUCUUUUCAGAUUAUGGAAUAUUCAUCAAAGAAGGUAUUCUUUCAUCCCAGGAGCAAGUGGAGAAGGAAGAGAUUGCGAAACUAAUAAUGUACGAUUCAUCUGCAAAACCUAAUGGGGAGAAGGUUACACUUCCAGAAUACAUUAGUCGAAUGGCUGAUAACCAGAAAGAUAUUUAUUACCUAGCAGCUCCCUCAAGAGAAUUGGCAGAGACUUCUCCAUAUUUUGAGGCACUUAAGAAACGCAAUGUGGAAGUGUUGUUCUGCUACGAGCCCUAUGAUGAAGUAGUUCUCAUGCAGCUACGGGAAUUCACUAACAGGAAAAUUGUUUCUGUAGAGAAAGAAAUGCGUCAGGAUAAAGAAACAGUUGAUUACGAAGGAACUGAGAGUAGUCUUCGUCGUUCCCAAGCAAAUGAAUUGAUGGAUUGGCUGAAAACUGUGUUGGCUGGACGAUGUUGGGGAGUGAAGGCUACUUCUCGUCUGGAGUCGCAUCCAUGUGUCGUCACUGUGGAAGAGAUGGGUGCAGCAAGACACUUCGUACGCACUCAAUUUACACAGAUUCCCGAAGAGACCAGAUACUCACUUUUGCAGCCACAGUUGGAAAUUAAUCCAAGCCAUCCAAUUAUUACGAAGCUAAAUGAGCUACGUAACAGCAAUCCACGAUUAGCAGAACUCACUGCCAAACAGCUGUUCAGCAAUGCCAUGGUUUUAGCAGGUCUAGUAGAAGACCCGCGCACCAUCCUUACUUCUAUAAAUGAACUUCUCGAGUUAGCUUUAGAAAAACAUUAACCAUAAUGUGUUAUUUUUAUCUGUUAAUGUUCAAUAAAAAAACAUGAGAAUGCUGAUAAGGUUCCUUUCUUAGGUGCAAAGUGACCUAGCAUGUGAACUGAUGUCUUAAUAAGAAAUUAACCUUCAUAUAUUGUAAGGUGUAGCUGUAUACAUUCAAAAUAAUAUGGUGUCAAUAAGUAUUAUUAUACUACUGUAUAUUAACAUUUUGAGAACAAGUUAUUUAUUAAAAGCUAUUGAUUGUU